Impatiens glandulifera is the source of this 1031-nucleotide messenger RNA. RefSeq names its product protein DCL, chloroplastic-like. The record is from RefSeq and is a predicted model, not a curated record. Gene Ontology annotation, cellular component: chloroplast. The transcript has 3 exons. Lineage: Eukaryota; Viridiplantae; Streptophyta; Magnoliopsida; Ericales; Balsaminaceae. Gene Ontology annotation, biological process: chloroplast organization; chloroplast rRNA processing. The coding region runs from base 64 to 744 and encodes 226 amino acids.
GAGCAGUAGAAGCGAUAUUAUGUGAUACCUAGAACUACAAGACUAUCUUUAAGAUAGAUCGAAAUGGCUUUAACUUCUUCUCCAAUAAUAAUAUCUCUUUUCAAUCGAGAUCCUUCUCAUCUUUAUUUCUCUUUCCCUUCCGGUCGCUUUCAACUAUGGAAUUGCAACCUCAACCGACAAUCUUCUUCUAGCUCCGGAGCUGGAAUCAGGAGCAGCAGAGGGGAGAAGGAUUCAGCCCACAGACCCUCAUCAGAUUUUCUUCGGAAACCAGCCGCAGUCAUUGAGUCAGUGGUGAAGGAGAUACUACAUCAGGAAGAAAAUGAGGAUGGUGAUGAUAAUGAGAGUGGAAGAAGUAGUGGGGAAGAGGGUUGGAUUGACUGGGAGGAUCAGAUUCUGGAGAACACUGCCCCUCUGGUUGGAUUUGUUCGGAUGGUUCUUCACUCUGGCAAAUAUGAAAGUGGAGACAGAUUAAGUGAGGAACAUGAGAAAACUAUUUUAGAGAAGUUACUUCCAUAUCACCCAGAAUGUGAAAAGAAGAUUGGAUGUGGAGUUGACUACAUUACGGUUGGAUAUCAUCCAAAUUUUGAAAGCUCACGAUGUUUAUUCAUAGCAAGAAAGGACGGAGAGAUUGUUGAUUUUUCAUAUUGGAAAUGUAUGAAGGGUUUAAUCAGGAAAAAGUAUCCAUUGUAUGCAGACAGCUUCAUUCUAAGACAUUUCCGACACCCUAACAGUCAGCAGAAAUGAGUUAUCACUUGAGAGUUGCAUCCAUGAGAAAAUAUUUUAGCUAUGAUUUUUUUUUGAAUGAUUUAGAAUUGUUCAUUUUUGGUAUAGUUUUUUGGGCCAGAUGAGCACCAAUAUGAGUGACAGCUUAGUGGAAACCAUUGCUCAUUGAUGCCCAUGCUAGGUUAUUAUCUCGAGGCUUUGUUUUUUUGUUUAUUUGCUCAAUUAUAUUCAUAAUGUAUAUUUGUUUUGUGGUUUUGCUCAUAUUUGAAUGAAAUAAACUUAGUUCAAAACAACAAUACUGUUUUUUA